AUGGCUGCUAUGGAGGACACUUGUGGCUUAAGCCGCCCACCUCUGAAAAAAGCAAAGCAAAAACUGAAGCACUUAAUGUCCUAUAAAGCCGGAGGAUGUGCUAAGACUGCUCCCCUAGCUCUUCCAAUGAAGCGUCUUUCUUCCAUAAUUUUACCCCAGUCCCAGGCUCACAAUACAGAGCAGGCGUCAGCUCCUAAAAGUGCUUCCACUCAGUUGAAUGCUCAGACUAUACCACCACCUGCUGAUUUUAUUACAGAAAUUUCCAGGGAACGGGGAAGUAGGCAGGGUUUUUUUUCUCUUUAG
Podarcis lilfordi (Lilford's wall lizard) is the source of this 303-nucleotide messenger RNA. NCBI's taxonomy places the organism in Eukaryota, Metazoa, Chordata, Lepidosauria, Squamata, Lacertidae. The record is from the annotation of a GenBank genome assembly.